GUGGGCAUUUCUGCCUUCAGCGGUUUCGGAGAGCCUGGGCUGACUAAUUGAGAAAAUGCAGAAGGUCUUGCAGACAGAUGACAUCACCGACAACCAAGUUCUUAGAAAAAGAAAGAGGAAACGGACAGAGACGGCGAACUCAGAAAAUGCAAAUAGUGCCUCGGAUAAAGCGCAGAGAGACCCUUAUUCAGGAAAUGCCUUCCUGCCUGGGGAGAGUUCCAGCGAUGAGGAAACCCCCUUAGUGGAACUGUCCAAGGAGGAACUUUGUAACAAAAUCGAAAGCCUGAAAGAAAAGCUGAGAAGCAUCCGGAAAGAGAACAGUCGGCUUCGACAGUCUUUGGUCAUGCUGCAAGUGUUACCGCAGGCAGUCACCCAGUUUGAAGAACUGGUCGGAAUGGCAGAGACCCUUCUUAAGAGUGGAGGGGCCAUGUCCACACCAGCAUCCACUCUCUGGAGAGCAACAAACAACUCCUCCCCAGAUUCGUUUGCCUCUCUGUGCAGUAAUUCCAACUCUACUUCCAGCUCCCCAAGUUCCCUGAAGGCUGAGGAGGAGCAGCAGCCUGGCGAGAAGCAGUUCACGAUUGAGAGAUGGCAGAUUGCCCGUUGUAAUAAGAGCAAGCCUCAGAAAUUUAUUAAUGAUUUAAUGCAAGUGCUUUACACAAAUGAAUACAUGGCCACACACAGUCUGACUGGGGCAAAAUCCUCUACUUCAAGGGACAAGGUUGUAAAACCAGCUAUGAAUCAGAACGAAGUUCAAGAAAUCAUAGGAGUAACGAAGCAGGUGUUUCCCAGCGCCGAUGACGUCUCCAUCAGACGGAUGAUUGGACAGAAGCUCAAUAACUGCACCAAGAAGCCGAGCUUGAGCAAAGCUCCGACCUCUCAGGAGAUUAAGUAGAUCGUAACGGUAUCUUAAAAAAUAAAACAUGCUUGUUUCUACGUCAAACAUUGGAUUUUGCUGGAGAAUGCGAGACACGUCGAGGAUUGGCUGUAGUAGCCAUGGCUUUCCUGGUGGAGCAGUCGGACUGGCUGUAGUAAGAAGCUGCAUGCAGAUCCCAUACUAAUUAACCAGUGAUGCAUCAAACCCGAGAAUGUCUGUCAAACAAGCAUGCGAUACGGUUCCUUUGGAAAUAACGCAUCUUUCACAGCCCCGAAUACUUCCCUGUAAACUAACUUAAGGUAAUACCAGCUCGUAUCACAGCAACAAAAACAUCCACCCUUCCGGAUCUCAGUCACUGUCUUCAACAAACGUUGGGAAUUAUUACUAUCAGUGACUCCCCGUUACGCUUUUUAUUUGGUGGGGAGGGGCUUUAGCAAGCACAGGUUUGGUAAAAAUACAUUGUCUACCCACACGAAAGGAGCAGAGUGAGCCUAAGGGACAAUAACCAUGUGUAACCAAGCAAUGAUGACUUAACAUAUAAGUGAUCUAAAAACGUGCGAAGUAGGAUUAUGGAAAAAACGAAAAACAUAAAGUCUUUUCCAUCUUCAGCUAUCCCAACGCACUCCUCACAGCCUAAAUUCCCAUUUUUGUUUAUUAAUUCCAUGCACUGACUUUUUUUAAUAGUCUCCUAGUCUGUGAGGAAAACAUGCCCCUCAGUGUCCAUUGUUAUCCAGAACAUAACUAGAUUCAGGCAUGUAAUCAUAAAUACAUCCCCUAAAGCGCACGUAGGACAUGACAUCAUGCCUGAUCAGCCGUGAUACUAAACUGCUUUAAUUUUAACCUGUUUACUUCCACUAUAGCAGAAGGAAAAUUAACUGAAAAAAAAUACUGAUUUAAUAAUGGCAUGGAAGAUGCCAUUUUGUAAAUCAACCAAAAAUAGUCUUCAAAGACUUUUCCCUUGAUAAAAGAUCCCCGACUACUUUGCAAUGAGAAGGUAUACCCUUCUCUUUCUCUCCAGUCCCCGCUUCCUUUCCCUCUGAGACAGGGUUUCUCUGUGUGGCCCCUGGUUAUCCUGGAACUCACUCUAUAGACCAGGCUGGCCUCACACUCAGAGAUCUACUUGCCUCUGCCUCCAAAGUUCUGGGAUUGAUGGUGUACACCACCCCUGCCCAGCGAAGCUAUUCGUGAGUUUGUAGACUGAUGUGGAAGCUUGGAAAGGGGGAUUUCUAAAGUACAGUGCAGUGGACCCAGGGAUUACUCUGUAAAGGUUGCUUGAUAUAACAGUGCAGUUGUGCAAAAACACAUACUCACGAUGAAGUAAAUUAUGUGACAUUUGCUACUUUUAAUUAAAUAAAAUUUAACUCCAUUGAAAAUGAA
Rattus rattus (black rat) is the source of this 2254-nucleotide messenger RNA. It is a transcript of the gene Bend6, whose product is annotated as BEN domain containing 6. Gene Ontology annotation, biological process: negative regulation of Notch signaling pathway; positive regulation of neuron differentiation. The record is from RefSeq and is a predicted model, not a curated record. Gene Ontology annotation, cellular component: nucleus. Gene Ontology annotation, molecular function: transcription corepressor activity; DNA binding. The transcript is spliced from 6 exons. NCBI's taxonomy places the organism in Eukaryota, Metazoa, Chordata, Mammalia, Rodentia, Muridae. Bases 56 to 895 code for a protein of 279 amino acids.